UGAUUUUGCAUGCAUAGAGCGAAAAUACACGGCAAGGAAGAAAGGAAGAGAGAAAGAGAGAGAGGGAUGAACGACGUAUUUCUUCAAUAGAAGAAAUAUAUGUAGAAUCCAGUUAAUCAAGGACAAGGAGGCACGUAAAUUAUUCGCGACUUUCGGCACGUUUUUUACCUACGUCACGCGGUCGGCCGAUGUCAGAGCUGGCUCGAGGCAAGGCCGAGUCGUAACGUAACUCGAAACGAGCGAGGAUCGAGCGCGCGAUCGUGUCGAGUCGUUCAUGGCUACUUAUGUCGGCGUCGCAGUAAUCCCUGACGUGUAAACAAUUCGCGCGAAGUCACGUUUGUCAUCCGGAGUGACGAUGAUGCUUCUCCGUUAUGUAAGUUACGUAUGAAGGAAUGCUAUGGUGAGGAAAAAGUGUAUGAGACUCUCACACGACUCAUCUCCCGCAACGGAUGGUGGCUCCCAAAAAUGACUGACUCGACAUCCUCCGCCGCUGCUUCUAUUUUCGUCAGGAUAUUCAGCAACGUGUCGACUCUCCUAAAAUGUGUCACUCGAACAGUAUUUGUGAUAAUAAACAAUGUCUAUUGCAUACCCACAUAUGUGGUGUGGAUGAUGUUGUUGUUUCCAGUAAAAAUAUAUCAACCUCAAGUAUAUUGGCGAAUCGAAGGCCUAUUUUUUCAUUGGCUAUUGGCGAUGGUGUCGAUGUGGACUUGGACCGCAGGUUACGACAUAAUAGAGCAAGGUGAUGACAUACAGAAGAUCAUAAAUGAGAAAACGUUAGUUAUAGCGAAUCAUCAGAGUACUGGUGAUGUUCCUGUGUUAAUGACAUCAUUUAACGCCAAACCAAACGUCCUACCUAAUUUAAUGUGGAUAAUGGAUCGAGUAUUCAAAUUCACCAACUUCGGAAUAGUCUCUAUACUACAUCAAGAUUUUUUUAUUGUAUCAGGUCGUAAGCGAAGAGAGGAGAGUUUAAAACAAUUGGAGAAACAUCUCACGGAGUCCUACAUACCACGCAACAGAAAAUGGAUGGUACUUUUCCCAGAAGGAGGUUUCCUCUGCAAGAGACGAGAAACCUCGCAGAAGUAUGCCAAGAAAAAUAACCUGCCCAUCCUCGAAAAUGUAACUCUGCCAAGAGUAGGAGCUAUGCAAACGAUAUUUGAUGUUCUCGGACCAGACACGCAGGAUCAGCAGUUAAACAACCGACCAAAUAUGACAGUAGCUAAGCCAGAAAUUAGCUGGGUCCUCGAUAUAACGAUAGCGUACCCGCAAGGUAAACCACUCGACUUACCUACCAUUAUAACUGGCUCACGACCUCCAUGCGAGACAGUAUUAUUCUACCGAGUUUUUCCUAGUUCAGUGGUUCCCCGUGAGCCGGAACAAUUGUCCAAAUGGUUAUACGACAGAUGGGUGGAGAAGGAAGCGCUUUUGGAACAUUUUUAUAAGCAUGGAACGUUUCUUAACACGAAUGGGUCACACAGAGGCGGCUCCAAAGUACAUCAGGAUCCGUUAAGAUUCCUAGUCCUUCAUUGCUUCUUCAUAAUGUCUAGUUAUAUACACUACAGUAUGCUUGCGUACGUACUAUCCUGUUUUUGGUAAGAAGAGUUUUAUACGCUCACGCAUUUACAAUGGUCCAGUUUAGAAAAGAACGAACAACAACAAAUCGCAAGAGUAACGCAAUAAAAUCUCCUUGCCUUAAAUCUUCAUUUCGACGUUCGCAAACACGCGAUUGUGAUCAAACGCGCGGAAUUGUUGAAUCGUGUUAGAAAAAUCAUUUGUAAUGCUCAGUUUUACUCGAUAAUUAAUGCAUAAUUUGCAAAGUUGGCUCGUUUUAGAUUUAGCCUCAAUGCGUUCCAAUUUUGACCUAUUCGCAAAUCCCCGAGAGAGACAUCGUCACGCUCGUUUUUUCGCAAGUUUUGCAAUCUCGAAAUUGUUUUAUCACACUUUUUACGCUGCACAAGAUAGUUGCAAGUUAUUUUCAUGAAUCAAUAUGUCCUACAACUUUAUAACGAAAGCAAAAUUGUCGGUAGCAUCGAUUUAUAGAUUUGUUUUCCUCACUUGGAGCAUUAUGGAAUACAAGUGUUUCACUGUAAAUUUUAAUAAAAUGCUGGACGCACGUGAAAAUAAAUCUCUGAGCUGUAAUGUUAAAUGUCAUGUGAUCUCUCUAUCUUUCUCUGACACAGAGUCACUCACUCACUCGCUCACACUUUUUUCUCUCCUUCCCCCUCUCUGUCGUGGAGACGAUGCAAUACUUUACAAACUUGCGACUGCUUACGUACGAUAUUUAGAUUAUUGUUUAGUGACACACGAGCAAUUUAACGGCCAUUAAUUUUCACUAUUAUAUUACACGUCGCGUAAAACACCAUGUACGAUUUUAUAAAAUAAUCAAAGUUUAAAUAAUUCACGAUACUAUGACAUUUACGUACGGACCUGUCUGCGCACCGCGCGUGUCCGAAGCCUGGCAGCGUUGUAAAAAAAAAUCUUUAUAUACGAUAUCCCACGUCUCGCAUGUAUGUUUUAUAAUAAUAAUGAUGUAAGUCGAAUGUUGCGUAGGAUAUUACGUACGUUCCACAAAUGAAAUGAGAAUUUCGACGUUAUAUAAUAGCGAAAAAACUGGUGCUGUGCGAAACGGUAAUAGAAAAUCACUCGAAAAAGCAUCCACUCAUUUGUGAUACGAUGAUAGCGAGGAGGAUAUUUUUCAAAAAUAAAAUGAAGUCUACUUCAGCAGACGUAAUUUUUUAAUAUCUAGAAAUUUUCUAACGAUAAGUUUCAUGUAAUAAGAUAUUUAAGAUUCGUGUAAUAGAUCUAUAUCGGUACGAGCUAGAGUUACAUUAGCGGAAAAUACAUAUGAAAUGCAUGACUGUUUGAAAGCUGAAGGGGGAAAUAAAAAAGACAUUUUAUCGAA
Messenger RNA from Ooceraea biroi (clonal raider ant), 2899 nucleotides. RefSeq names its product acyl-CoA:lysophosphatidylglycerol acyltransferase 1. Gene Ontology annotation, biological process: phosphatidylinositol acyl-chain remodeling. Gene Ontology annotation, molecular function: acyltransferase activity. Lineage: Eukaryota; Metazoa; Arthropoda; Insecta; Hymenoptera; Formicidae. Gene Ontology annotation, cellular component: endoplasmic reticulum; endomembrane system. The record is from RefSeq and is a predicted model, not a curated record.